Molecule: messenger RNA, 9328 nt
Organism: Mustela lutreola (European mink)
Lineage: Eukaryota; Metazoa; Chordata; Mammalia; Carnivora; Mustelidae
Gene: BCL2
Product: BCL2 apoptosis regulator
Exons: 3
Coding region: 1195-1767 (190 amino acids)
Biological process (GO): negative regulation of intrinsic apoptotic signaling pathway; intrinsic apoptotic signaling pathway in response to DNA damage; extrinsic apoptotic signaling pathway in absence of ligand
Cellular component (GO): mitochondrial outer membrane
Molecular function (GO): protein homodimerization activity; protein heterodimerization activity
Source: RefSeq, a predicted model, not a curated record
CGCUCUCGGUUUCCCCGCCGAGCCGCCGCCGCCGCCGCCGCCGCCGCCGCUGCCAGCGAAGGUGCCGGGCGCCGGGCCCUCCCCGCCGGCGCGGCCGUCAUCGCCCGGAGCGGGUGCGCGGCGGGAGCGCGGAGGGGGCGGCCGCCGCCAGCGCCGCCGCGCAGGAGCAGGAGGAGGAGAAAGGGUGCGCAGCCCGGAGGCGGGGUGCGCCGGUGGGGUGCAGCGGAAGAGGGGGUCCAGGGGGGAGAACUUCGUAGCAGUCAUCCUUUUUAGGAAAAGAGGGAAAAAAUAAAACCCUCCCCCACCACCUCCUUCUCCCCACCCCUCGCCGCACCACACACAGCGCGGGCUUCUCGCGCUCGGCACCGGCGGGCCGGGCGCGUCCUGCCUUCGUUUAUCAAGCAGCUUUUCGGAAAAUGCAUUUGCCGUUCGGAGUUUAAUCAGAAGAGGAUUCCUGCCCCGUGCCCGGCUCGUCCGGCGGCCCCCGGUCCCUGUCUGUCUCCCGUGGAGGAGUGAAGCGGUCCCGCGGAUAGAGAUCCAUGUCUGUGCCCGCGCGUGUGUGUGCGUGUGUAAAUUGCCGAGAGGGGGAAAAUCACAGGACUUCUGCAAAUACGGGACUGAAAAUUGUAAUUCAUCUGCCGCCGCCGCUGCCUUUUUUUCCUCGUGCUCUUGAGAUCUCCGGUUGGGAUUCCUACGGAUUGACAUUUCUGUGACGGAGAAGUCUGGGAAUCAAACUGGAAAUUCUCCUAAUUUUUUACCCUCCCUCCCCCAACUCCUGAUUCAUUUGGAAGUUUCAAAGCAGCUAUAACUGGAGAGUUCUGAAGAUUGAUGGAAUCUUUGCCUUAUGCAUUUGUUUUGUUUUCACAAAAAAGGAAACUUGACAGAGGAUCAUGCUGUCCUUAAAAAAUACAACAUCGCAGAGGAAGUAGACUGAUAUUAACAAUAAUUAAUAAUAAUGUGCCUCAUGAAAUAAAGAUCCGAAAGGAAUUUCAGUAAAAAUUUCCUGCAUCUCAUGCCAAGAGGGAAACACCAGAAUCAAGUGUUCCGCGUGACUGAAGACACCCCCUCAUCCAAGAAUGCGAAGCACAUCCAAUAAAAUAGCUGGAUUAUAACUAUUCUUUCUUUCGGGGCCGUGGGGCGGGAGCAGGGGCGAGAGGUGCUGCUGGUACCCGGCUGCUUUUCCUCGGGGGAAGGAUGGCGCACGCUGGGAGAACAGGGUAUGAUAACCGGGAGAUAGUGAUGAAGUACAUCCACUAUAAGCUGUCGCAGAGGGGCUACGAGUGGGAUGCCGGCGACGUGGGCGCCGCGCCCCCGGGGGCCGCCCCCGCGCCGGGCAUCUUCUCCUCCCAGCCCGGGCGCACCCCCGCGCUCGCCAGGACCUCGCCGCCCCCGCCCCCCGCCGCCCUCGCCGCCGCUGCCGCCGCGGGCCCUGCGCUCAGCCCCGUGCCACCUGUGGUCCACCUGACCCUGCGCCAGGCCGGCGACGACUUCUCCCGUCGCUACCGCCGCGACUUCGCGGAGAUGUCCAGCCAGCUGCACCUGACGCCCUUCACCGCGAGGGGACGCUUUGCCACGGUGGUGGAGGAGCUCUUCAGGGAUGGGGUGAACUGGGGGAGGAUUGUGGCCUUCUUUGAGUUCGGUGGGGUCAUGUGUGUGGAGAGCGUCAACCGGGAGAUGUCGCCCCUGGUGGACAACAUCGCCCUAUGGAUGACUGAGUACCUGAACCGGCACUUGCACACCUGGAUCCAGGACAACGGAGGCUGGUGACCAUCUGUGCAUUACGUUACCAUUGCCAGACCCUCUUCAAGUGGCUUAUCUAUGAGUGAAUUCAGAAACUUCAAAUUAUAAAGGACACCCAGAUAAUUGGCCUGUUCUCCCAAGGAUCUGUCCCCCGUGCUGCUGCCAGAUUCCUUCUUAAUGAACACAUCGAGUGACAGUGGGAUUCUUGAGCUUGUCCGCAUCCGUGAGAAAAUGAGCUUCCCUGCUUUGUAACAGCUUGUGGCUCGGGGAAAAAAAAUGACAGCCAUUGCACAAGUCUCCUUUGAAAGUCGUCUUCUUUCCCAUAAAUGAUACUUUGAGAACACACUUAAGGGGUUAUUAGUUUUCUAUUUCAUGCUUGGCCUGUGUGUGAGAAUAACACCAGCUGUCACUGCAAAUCAGUAGCUAAACACGCUUUGUCUGGUUAAUGUGAACAUUUAAUAUUUGGCUCAAUUAAAAAUUAACUGAUGAAAGUACAUGUCAAACGGAAACUGAAAAUACCUUUGGAAGGAAUAUUGAAAGGGCAUGGCCAAUGAGGAAAUUAGUGCUUUUAAAACGUGGGGACUUGGGGGAAACUUAAUAUGAGUCGAGACCCUUGCCUCUUCCUCCGGACCUCGCUACCUGUUUGACUCAGCACGGUACUGGAAAGGAUGUCCUCAUUCUGACGAUGUAGGACCCAGCGGCAUUUCUGUAUUUUCUAGAGAAUAACUAGGGUGUUUUGUUUUGUUCCGUUUUAUGCUGAAUGAUACAAUGAAAGCAAACGGAACAAGGGAUCAUUUAUUCAUUUGUUCCACUUUUUUUUUUUUUUUUUAAAUGGAGCACGUGGUUAGACCAGGCCCUGGGAAAGUGGGAGUGCUCCCAGUUUGUGGGGUGGAGAUCAUCACCCCGAUGAUGUGGAGCCUCGAGAGAGCCAGGAGAGAAGAUCGACAACCACAGCAGUGGCACUUUAAUUAGAGUCCAGGAAGUCUUCCCACCCAGGAGAGGGGGCUGGAGCCUGAAGGAGGAGCCGGAGCUAACCUAGAGGCGUGGGAAGGAGGAGCGAAGUGUGGCCAGCGGGAAGAACCUGGGGAACAAAGGUCAGGGACGCCAAGAGCCGGUGGCAGGCAGGCGGGCUGCUGGCCGGCGGGAGUCCAGCUGGGCUGGAGCGAGGGAGGCGAGCAAGGGGGCAGAUCAGAGCCGGCAAUGCGGGAGUGGCACCGGGGAAGGGUUUAUUCUAGAAAGGUCCUACCUUGGGACGCCUGGGUGGCUCAGUUGGUUAAGCAGCUGCCUUCGGCUCAGGUCAUGAUCCCAGCGUCCUGGGAUCGAGUCCCACAUCGGGCUCCUUGCUCAGCAGGGAGCCUGCUUCUCCCUCUGCCUCUGCCUGCCAUUCUGUCUGCCUGUGUUCGCUCUCUCCCCCUCUCUCUCUCUGAUAAAUAAAUAAAAUCUUUAAAAAAAAAGAAAAGAAAAGAAAGGUCCUGCCUUGAAUGAGACAGGGAGAAGCUGGCUCAGCAAAUGAGCUGAAGACCUGUACCUGACCUGGACGAACGGUGGUAGGGACAGCAAGAAGCGGGUAGCUUUAAGCAAUGAUUAGGACUAGAACGGACUGAUUUUUAUUUAGGAAGAUAGAGUGAUGGACUGAAUGCUUCAGAACAUGGCCCAUUUCUCCUUCAAUUACAGUGCUCUUUUUCCAUAAUCAUUUUGAAAAGAAUAUGGUCCUCGUCGUAGUAGAUACAUGAAAAUAUAUGUUUUUCUUAUUUCCCAUUUGUUUCAGUUAACCCUGCCUGACUGGAAAUUUUAUUUUGUUAGGAGUCUCCUUGUAAUAAAUCGUCAUUAAUAACCAGUUAACAAAACUAUAUUUGAAGAAAGAAAGAAUUCAGUUUUGAGAGGCAGUUUUCAUAGAAUCUUCCUCCACAUGAAAAAAAUCUCAAGAGUGGCAUCUCACCUUGACGGAGGAUUUUAAAGAUUUUAUUUAUUUAUUUGACUGAGAUCACAAGUAGGCAGAGAGGCAGGCAGAGAAAGAGGGGAAGCAGGCUCCCCGCUGAGCAGAGAGCCUGAUGCUUGGGCUCAAUCCCAGGACCCUGAGAUCAUGACCUGAGCUGAAAGCAGCAGAGGCUUAACCCACUGAGCCACCCAGGUGCCCCUCGACCGAGGAUUUUAAAGUUUCCAAGGGAAUUUUGUGUCUGUUGGCCCCUUUGGUCUUCAUGGUGACCCUAGACCAGGCAGGUGUUAUAGUCCCACUUUCUCCGCCCACACCCUUUUUGUCCUCUCUUUGUUCCCAUGCAAAGAGAAAGUUCUGGGGAGUUGCGGGGGAGCCAGAAAGGCCAGAGGAGCUGGUACUCGUUCCCAGACUCAGAGUCCAGUGGUUCUGUCCUUACACUGUGCUGCUUCUCAGGGUCUGUUUUCACAAGGACACCAGAUUCCUCAACAGAAACUUAAUCCAGUAUAUCUAAUUUUGAAAAGUAGUAUCCUCUGCUGCCUUUUACCUCAAAAAAAAUGUCAAGGAAAUUAAAAUGUAGUCUUUUGUUUCAGGUUUCUCUCCCCCCUCCCCCUUUCGAUUUGGCUUUUUGAAGGGGGCUUCAUGUUUAUGGGAUGGGCAGAGGGACACCUGACCUCUUGCCUUGUGAGGCCCACACGUCCGCUCACGAUGCUGCGGCUGUGCUUGGCGGCCAGGCAGGACUGAGCAGGCAACGCCUCCAAGGGGACAGUGGUGUGAGGGACAGAAGAGUUCUCGAAACUCAGCAUGAGGGUUCUGGGACACAGCAGGGCAGGUAGAAUUAUAUGAAUGUAGACAAUCACUUUGCUUGUUUGGCAUCUAACCAGCAAUCUGCGUUUUUGUUAACUCCUAAGAUUGGCCUCUUUAGGUAAGCAACAUAAACUUGGUGAUGAAAGCGGUUUCUGAAUUUAAAAAGCGGUGGAGCCUUCAUCAGCAAGCUCCCGGAGCGUCUAAAGGGCACGUGGCUAUGUUAGUUCAACCUCAUUUAUUCAGCAAAUACUGAGAAGAGCGCUGGAGUUGUAGCAGAAGACGUGGCGGUCAAGAGCUGUCCCUCGACCCUCUCGUGAAUCCUCCGUUGUGGAAGUUAGCACAGUAAGCAGGCAAAUCAUUCACCAUAUAAGGGAGUACAGUAUAGCAGAAAGGGGACAGGCUGAUAAGAGAGUGUCGAUGGGCCUCAUUAACUCUUGCGGGAGUCCUGGGGUUCCUCCAGUGGUACCGCAGAUCACCCAGAGAGGGUCAAUGGCAAAAACACAAUGUUCUACUUUAGUAUAACAGCCCGUGUGUCAGUUCAAGUGUGGGGUGGGGGUUGCAUGCACAAUAGAGACUUAGAGAAGACUUUCGUUUUUGGCCAAAAUGUUUGGAACGUUUUCCCCCCCUUACCCCUACUGGUCUUUUCAUUUCCCACAUUUCUGUGUAUCACAACGUUGUUCAAUGGCUCCGGCCCCAAAAGCCAGGAGGAAGGAAGGAACUGAUUUCACCCCACCACAUGCCAGACUCUGUGCUUAGUGCUACGGUGGAUAGGAGAUAAUUCAACCCCCAUAACCUCUUCUGAGGGUAGGAAGUGGAAUUACAGAUUGAGGAAGCAGAGGUUUGCAAAAUCAAGGAAUUUUCCCCAGUAAGAGGCAAAACCAGAUCCUUUUUUAGGCAAUCCAAGCGGUCAUGGAUAUCCUCUAAAACUUAAGGAAUUUUUUUUUUUUAAUGUAAAAUAGAAACCUAUUAAAAAGUCACACUUGACUGCAUGUGACUUUUUGGUUUCUUUUGUGUUUCCUUAGGAAGCCAAUUAGUCAUCUUUAUUUUAGUAAGGAGGAGGUGAGAUCUUUCAUAACACGAACUUUUAAAAGUUCUUUCAUAGUUGAAAAAAAAAAAAGAGAAACAUUUUGUUUCUGUCUUUCUCCUCUUUGGCUCCAACAGUCCGUGUAAAUAGCUUUUGAAAAAUAAGUAGUAAUCACCGCUUCAUACUGGAGACCAGACACCUGAUUCUGAAACUGCCCCAGGGGUCAGCGUGUGUGUGUUGGAAUAACAAAUGUGCAGUGCGUUCCUGGUUCAAGAGAAAUGACCUCACUGUCCAAUUGUAACCUACCUGAUGCCUUAAUCAGGAGGUGGGAAAAGUCUGUGGUUUUACCUCUUGGGUCAUCCUCAGCCCUCUGCUGUCUUAUUUUAGGCAUGACCUUAGUGUUUUUUUCCAGAGUCCAGAGGUGGAAUGACAUGUUACUCAAGCUUACAAGAUGAUGAUGUAUCCCUUUUUUUAUAUUUAGCUGUAAAUUUUAUUCUACUCAUAAACAAACCCACUUUCAGCCACCACGGUGUAUCAAGGGAGAGUUGUUUCCAUCUCCCUUGGUUUAAUUUGGAUACAUUUGACCUAGAACAGCACAGUGUUUCCACAAUAACAUUUGAACAGGAUGCUGUUGGGCUAGUCUGCAGGGUUCAGGGAGUUUUGGAGUGGGCCAGGAAACUACUUUCUUAAAAGAAACCUAAACACUAAGACCUGACAAGAUAGGAAACUCUUACUAGACUCCUUAUUAAACGUAUUUCUGUUUUUCCUUGCUUUCUCAUUUCAUUAAUUUCUGUAUCUCUUCGUGUUAUUAAACGGUAUCGGUUGACUAGUUAACUUAAGUUCAUGUGCUAAAUGAGUAACUCAAAUUCAGAAGGCAUAAAAUAAAAACAAAAUUGUUUGAAGGGGUUUGUUUAAGAAAGCAUAUGUAAAUAAAAAAUUAAAUUAAACGUGUCUCCCAGGCACAACACGUUUUAAUUUUUAGAGUAGAACUUCAUGGUAUUUCAUAAGGAAGCAAAAAAGGAAGGGAAAUUAUUAUUCAGGCAGAGAGACAAUAGUAACCUUUUAUUUAUUGAGACAGAGUUCAAAACCAGGCUCCCCAAACCCUGGGAUCUGUGUUUGCUGAACUGAACACCCCACUAGCUAUUUCCGCUCUCUUCUGGGGACUAGCCUGCUUUAAAAAUGUGGGUCCAAUAUAAUUAAAGUGUUUAAUUUAUAAGCUAUAACCCAACAUGAUAAUGUUUAAAAGUCUGCUUUAUGUAUUUUUACAAAUUCUUAAAAUCUCAAGGACUUGAGAUAAUUAGGACCUUUGUUUUUUAAUGGCUUUCUGUGUGAGCUCUUAGUGGUAGCAAUUGAUCUUGGGACAAGAGAGGGGUACAUUUGGAUUCUGUGCCCAGGACGGGCUCCCUCCUGUCUAGGAUGAAGAGGAGAAACCUCUUUCCUUUCUCUGCCUCAGUUGUACCUGCGAUGAUUUAUAAUGUUGAUGUGGAAACGAAGAGCACUCAUUUGUCACCAGGAUUGUAAUUGGUGGAUGAAAAGUCUUUAUGACCGCAAAGUCCAUUAACACUCUGUUUAGUAAUUAUGAUGAUUCUAAACACAACUAAGAACUAGGAAGUAAUUUCAGCCCCUGCUAUGCACAAGGGUAACACAAAGGUUACACGCCAAAGGUCAUACCCAUUAGUCAUAAGAGCUGGGCCAUCAUUCUUAACAGAGUUGGGGUGUGUGUGCUGUGUGUGUGUGUGUGCGUGCGCGUGCGCCUGCAAGUGUGGGCUUGGAGAGAAAGAGACAGAAAUAGACAUACCUGAUAGUUACCAUUUUAACCAUUUUUUAAGUGCAUAGCUCAGUGGCAUUCCAUAAAUUCUCAGUGUCGUCCCACCGCCCUCCCCAUCCGUUCCAGAACGUUUCCACCACCCCGAACUGAAACUGACUCCGUUAGACACAAACUCCCCAUUCCCUCCUCCCUUUGGCCCCCUAUAACUACUUUUUUACUGUCCCUGUGAAUCUGACCAUUCUAGGCACCUCAUACAAGUGAAUCACACAGUAUCUGUCCUUUCGUGUCUGGCUUAUCUCACUAACAAUAUGUUUUCGGGGUUCAUCCAUGUUGUAGUCUCUGUCAGAAUGUCAUUCCCUUUUUUGAAUUUAAAAAAUUUUUUUCUUUAUUAACAUAUAAUGUAUUAUUUGCCCCAAGGGUACAGGUCUGUAAAUUGUCAGUCUCACACACUUCACAGCACUCACCACAGCACAUGCCCUCCCCAGUGUCCAUCACCCGGCCACCCUCUCCCUCCCUCCAACCCCCCAGCAACCCUCAGUUUAUUUCCUGAGAUUAAGAGUCUCUUAUGGUUUGUCUCCCUCCUAAUCCCAUCUUCUUUCAUUUUUCCUCCCUUCCCCCCAUGAUCCCUGGCUCUGCCUCUCAAUUUCCUCAUAUUAGGGAGAUCAUAUGAUAAUUGUCUUCCUCUGAUUGACUUAUUUCGCUAAGCAUGAUAUGCUCUAGUUCCAUCCAUGUUGUUGCAAAUGGCAAGAUUUAAUUUCUCUUGAUAGCUGCAUAGUAUUCCAUUGUGUAUAUAUACCACAUAUUCUUUAUCCAUUCAUCUGCUGAUGGACAUCUGGGCUCUUUCCACAGUGGAACAUCGCUGCUAUAGACAUUUGGGUGCACGUGCCCCUUCAGAUCCCUACAUUUGUAUCUUUAGCUUAAAUAAUUUUCCACUCAGAGUUUUUUUGGUUUUGUUUUUAUUUAUAAUACAUCUUCUCACAAGGUCAGUUACCAUUUUUUCUGGUUGUAGAAAUGGCACAGACAGUCCAUUAGUCCCGAGUGAGAAGCAGAGCCUGCAAAUUAUUAGAAAAAUUACGUGGAGAGUCUGACUAUACGGAAGAGCGUAACAAGGCCACGAAGCCCCGCCCAGGAAUGCCAGACCCGGCCGUGUGAGGCUCCUCUGUGUGGGGCGGAUGGUGACGAAGGUCAUAGCAGUCCUCCAGGUUGUCCCCGGGUCGUGGCUCAGGCCAGGCUUGCGAUGAUGCUGGGUCAGCAGGACGGGUCCCUUUCCAUAAGGGCGAGUUGAAGAGUUCAAGGAAAGCGGGUAGUGUGUUUCUGAAAUGUUUCCUUUCCAGAUGGUUAAGAUUUUUUAAAAGUUUUGGGUUCAGUCAUCUGAAAAAUGGGCUUAUGGGCCACGAUUCAUUCCAGAACACAGGGCGAGGGAGGAGGCAAGGCAGUGGCAGCGUGAAAAAGAAACAGCAGACGAGGCACCCUCACACGUGGGCUCACCUGCACCUUCCUUUUCUUCGACCUCACUUUCUAGGGCCGAGCAUGGAAGGGAUCCGGACUAUGGGGCAUGUGGGUGUUGGUGUCUCUGGGGGGUUUCUGCUGGAGUGCUGUGGCUAAGUUAUCCUCGCUCUGCCAGAGGGACAUUGUUGGCAUAUUUGGAACAACCAGGCGCCCUGCCAGUGCCCCAGAAGGGCUCGUGUGCCCUGACUCAGAGCAUCUGCCCCUGGACUUCGUUUCCACUACAGGACAGUGACAUGUGGUCACUCGCUUGUUCACCAGGCUCAAUGCCUGCGAGGUUUCUCUGUGUAGUCUCUGGCCUUGUGGAAGGCAGCCGAUUGGGGAGGCAGCCCCUCCACUGGAAAUCUCGCAAUCCAGUGAGUUCUUCCUGAGGAAGUUAAGGAUGGCUUCCUGGAGGUGGCACCUUGCAGGCUGGGCCUUGAAGGCUACAUAAGAGCUUGCCCUGUGGGGGAUGGGAGAGGGUCCUGUGUGCAAGUACAGAGAGUCAUGGGAAGGUUGUGACGAGUUGGGGAUGGUGCAGAAGUCAGCAUGACCAGAGGAUAGGUGUUGU